Molecule: messenger RNA, 2550 nt
Organism: Onychostoma macrolepis
Lineage: Eukaryota; Metazoa; Chordata; Actinopteri; Cypriniformes; Cyprinidae
Product: trypsin-2-like
Exons: 6
Coding region: 609-1436 (275 amino acids)
Biological process (GO): proteolysis
Molecular function (GO): serine-type endopeptidase activity
Source: RefSeq, a predicted model, not a curated record
UCCGGUAAAAUACACAGACAAAAACAUACUACGACAACGUGUGAAAAGGAAACAAGACAAAGUCAAACAGUACACUGAUGCCAGGAGAAAUGCAAAGUCCUCUAGACUCCAACCUGGAGACCUGGUGCGGAUUAAGAAACCCCGGAAAGUAAAGAAAGGUGACCAAAAGUUCACACAACCAAGAUCUGUUGUGCAGAAGAGAGGUGAGGAUUCCUAUCUCUUGGAUGAUGGUAAAAUAUGGAAUGCUUCACGUCUUGCUGGAGUGCCAGAAACGAGUGGUGCCGACACUUACAAAAAGCAACAAUCUGCAUCACAAAUGGUUAACCCUCCGAGUGUGCCAUUCAGGUGUACUAGAAUAAGGCAGAAACCUAUCUGGACUAAGGACUAUGUUUUACAUGAGUAAGGAAAUGAAGAGUGAUUGAACUGUUAAAAUAAUUGAGUCAAGAAGAUAGAAAGUUAAAAAUAUUUUCUUCAUUUAAUUGUGAUUCCCAGUACCUGUUUAUUAUAGGCUUAUACAUGUUUCUGUUGUUUAAAGCCUGCUACAUUCUUUCUGAAAAGGGGAAGAUGUUGUGUCUGAAUAAUUGUGCUACUUUGAAGGCCUCCCCUAGAUGGCACUGUUGAGGUACUUGUUCGAGGGGGAAAGAGUAAGAAGGAGGAGAAUUGCUGAAAACCAUGUCAAGAUUGUUGGAGGAUAUGAAUGCGAGCCUCAUUCCCAGCCCUGGAUGGCGUUUCUGAAAGCGAGUUUUCACCAAUGCGGUGGAUUUCUGAUCAAUCAGAACUGGAUCUUGUCAGCCGCCCACUGCUACGACACCCGCAUAGAGGUCCGUCUGGGUAAACACAACGUUGCCGUGGAUGAGAGAAGCGAGCAGUCCAUCCUGUCUGAGCGUGCCAUCCGUCACCCGCAGUUUAACUAUGCCACCCUUGACAAUGAUAUCAUGCUGAUCAAGUUGAGCAAACCUGCGACUCUCAAUGAGUUUGUGAAGCCUGUGGACCUGCCCAGAAGCUGUGCUCCUCCAGACACCAUGUGCAGAGUCUCCGGCUGGGGAGUCACCAUGAACGAUGCGGUUGAUUCUGAUAAGCUGCAGUGUCUGAAUCUUUCCAUCAUCUCCGAUCGUGACUGUAAUAAGUCCUACCCUGGCCUAAUCACUGCCUCCAUGUUCUGUGCUGGAUGUCUGGAGGGAGGAAAGGGCGUUUGCCAGGGUGACUCAGGUGGCCCUAUGUUAUGUGAUGGUGACAUUCAAGGAAUUGUGUCAGCGGGCGGCCACCGUUGUGCUGCGGAAAAUCAGCCUGGUAUCUUUACCAAGCAGAUAAUCUUGCAGCUCACGGAUUGGCAGGCUUUGUACAGUCAUUUCGUUCUGAGUAUGUGUGCAGAUUCUGUCUGGCAACUCAAGACCAGUUUAAAUCGCAGGAAGUUGCUGAGGGUGAAUUCAGUCUGAGAACUAAGGUAAGUCAUGAUCUGCAUGUCCAGAAUGUCUCAAGUAGAACUGGGGAAAGUAUCUGUGGUGUGAAAGCAGACUGUGUUUUGAAACAAAAGCUGCAAUAUUUUCAUCCCAUCACUGGUUUCCCCCCCGAUAUUCUUCAUGACCUCCUUGAGGGUAUUGUGCCAGUAGAAUUGGCUUUAUGCAUUCAGGAAAUGAUUCGUCUGAAACACUUCACACUUGAUUAUUUGAACAGGAAAAUUGAAUCGUUCCCAUAUCAACAUACAGAUAAGGUUAAUAAACCAAAACCAAUUUCCAAAACUUAUACCACAAAAAUGACAAUAGGUGGUAAUGGGCAUGAAAAUGCUGCAUUGCUUCGGCUGCUUCCAUUUAUGGUUGGCAAUGUAGUACCAGAGGGAGAUGGUGCAUGGGCAGUGCUAUUGGAAUUGAAAGACAUUGUGGAGUUAGUGCUGUCUCCAACAUUUACUGAAGAGAUGAUUCAGUAUCUACAGAGUAAAAUUAGGGACCACAGGCAAGGUCUUCUUGAAGUAUUUCCAGCUUUUAAGCUUCGGCCGAAGCAUCACUAUAUCGAACAUUACCCUGAGUUGAUCAGAUGUUUUGGACCUCUUGUACAUUUAUGGACCAUACGUUUUGAAGGCAAGCAUCGCUUCUUCAAACGGGUUGUGCACGAUACACAGAACUUUAAAAAUGUGCUGAAGACGCUGGCAAGCAGACACCAGCAUAUGAUGGCUUACCAUCUAAGUGCGCCAGGGUUCUUCAAACCACAUUUGCAGGCAUCAACAGUGACAUCUGUUUUAGUUUCAACACUACCUGAAGUGGCAAUACAGUAUAUUAAACAGAAGACUGACAGUAACACUAUAUACUGUGCAUCUACAAUCACCAUUGAUGGGAUGAAUAUUUCUACUGGGGAAUUUGUUCCUUCUGGAUUUGAAGCAGGGUUACCUCAGUUUUGUAAAAUUGAGUCAAUCCUCCUUGUGAAUGGUCAUGUGGCCUUCCUGUGCAGGGAGCACAAGUCCCAUUAUAUUGAACAUCUAAGAGCCUUUAAUUUGUGUUUGGGUGACUUGUCUGUUAAAACAAUAACAGAUUUGAGUGACACAUACCCCCUUUCUGC